Molecule: messenger RNA, 3866 nt
Organism: Dromiciops gliroides (monito del monte)
Lineage: Eukaryota; Metazoa; Chordata; Mammalia; Microbiotheria; Microbiotheriidae
Gene: MIMS2
Product: family with sequence similarity 210 member B
Exons: 3
Coding region: 69-743 (224 amino acids)
Cellular component (GO): mitochondrion
Source: RefSeq, a predicted model, not a curated record
CGGGGCGGGGCGGAGAGGUGGGCCCCUCGCUCUCUAGCUCGCUGGCCCUGACCCUGCGGGGCUGCACCAUGGUCUGGCUGCUGGCGGCGGUCGCGUGCAGGGGGGCAGCCGGGCUCCGACUCCGCCUGGCGCCUCUCCUAGGCAGCCCCCUCGGGCCCGCUGUCCCCUUGGCCCCGCGCCUUCUGCUCCUGCUCGGGCCUAGCCCCAUGCACACACAGAUAAGCCACCUUGGAACAGGAGGCAGUGGCGGCGGCGGCGGUCCUAGUAGCAGCAGUCCUGGUAGCGGUAGCGGUAGCAGCAGCAGCAGCAGCAGUCUCGUCGAUAGCAGCAGCUCUGGCAGCGGCGACCCCCAGGAACCAAAGAAAACAGAGAAAGCUCCCACGCACUCCAGCAUUGUGAACCAGAGCAAACAAAGCAAACAACAGCAGCUGAAAAAGGUUUUUAAAGAAUAUGGAGCUGUAGCUGUUUCGUUGCAUAUUGGAAUUUCAUUAAUAUCUUUGGGAAUAUUCUACUUGGUUGUUUCAAGUGGUGUGGACGUAUCUUCCUUUCUCCUCAAACUUGGAUUUGCAGAAUCACUCCACAGCUCUAAGAUUGUCGCUGGCACAAGUACAUUUGUGGUGGCCUAUGCUAUUCACAAACUGUUUGCCCCAGUAAGGAUUAGCAUCACGUUAUUUUCUCUACCACUAGUUGUCAGAUACUUUCGGAAGGUGGGAUUUUUUAAAGCUCCAGGGAGCAAGCCUUGAUUCAUAAACAGGACACACAAACUUGCCUCUCAAGUCUUAAGCUGCGUGUGUGUGUGUGUGUGUGUGUGUGUGUGUGUGUGUGUGUGUGUGUGUAAAUCAUUACCGUCUCUGGUUUUAAUAAGCAGCUAUACUUGAAAAACAAAUCUCUGCUUGACACUGACUACUCUAAGAGUUCAGUAGAAAGAAAACACACACACACACACACACAGACUGGAAUUCAGUGACAUAGCUGAAUCAAGUACCCAGGUUGUGAUCCAGAACAAGUAACUUUCUCUGGCUUUUUUUUCCCUAUCAUUAUAUGAGGUGGUUGGACUAGAUGAUUCUGAAGUCCUUUCUGAUUCUUACACUUUGUGAUAGAAUGAAUGUCUGAACCUCCGAUAAUAUCAGCAAAACUUAAAGAAACCAACUGAUACUCAGAUAGAAUCACCAGGUUAUUUAUUCAGUGUUGCUUUUGGAAGAAGAUUGAUGAGUCUGCAAAAGGCUGGGGUGGGGGUGGGGGUCCUGCUGAUCUCUGAGUUCAUAAAGAACAGUGAUUGAAGCUUACUUUUAGAAAUUCUGUCUUCUCUGAUACUUGGCAGACUGCCUGUGGCUAAAUGUGGAAUAUUGUUUCUGCAGAACAGCUGCACUUCUAUGAUUAAUGAAGGCAAAUUUGAGGCUUGACACCAUAUAAUCAGGAUCCAAAUUAGCAGUCACACUUAGUGACACUCAUUAGUUUUGUUUUGGAACAUUUAAAAAAUAGUUCCUGGUAAUGUUUGCACUGACUUCCAAUAGAGCACCUUGGAUUGUAAACAUUUCAGAUUGCUGCCUUAUUUUCAUUAAGUUUUUCUGUGAAUCAAGGCCCAGCUGCUGUUGCAUUUCUUUAUUCAGAUAAACUUGGGAAGUGGUUUUGUGUGUGUGUGUGUGUGUGUGUGUGUGUGUGUUCUGUAGUAGUUGUGGCAAUACAGGACCAUUGAGCUUCAUUUAUAGAAACCAGGAAAUUAAAGGGAUGAUAAACCUAUCUGGUUUUACCUGGAUUUGAAUUUCUCACAGUAUAGAAUCAUGUAUCCCAUGGGGUCUUUCAAUAUUAAUAGGUGAUGAUGAGAAAAAAACUCUUGAAGUAGUAAAUGAGAAUUUGACCUUGGCAUUUGGUUUGAAUGUUGUUCUUGUCAAUGUAUAAGUAAUUCGGGGCAGCUAGAUGGUGCAGUGGUUAAAGCACCGGCCCUGGAUUCAGGAGUACCUGAGUUCAAAUCCAGCUUCAGACACUUGACACUUACUAGCUGUGUGACCCUGGGCAAGUCACUUAACCCCCAUUGCCUGCCAAAAAAAAAAAAGUAUAAGUAAUUCCCCACUCUGCCACUAGGUGGUGGAAUGAGUCAGCAUUUGAACUUCAGAUCCUGCCUCAAACACUCAGCUGUAUCACCCUGAGCAAGUCACUUAAGCUUUUUCAGUCUCGGUUUCCUCAUCUUCAAAACAUAGAUAAUAACAGCAUCUAAAUCCCAGAGUUGUUGUGAAGAUCAAAUAAAAAAAUAUAUACGUUAAAUAUACAGAAUGAAUAAUCAUAAAGUUUUGGCCUCUGAGGAGAAAUUGUACUUUAGAUAUAAAAACUUGCUAGAUGUAUAAUUUUAUAUGCUUUGCAAACUUUAGCUUUUAUUAUUGCUGGAAGAAUCACUAUGCAGAAUUGGAUGAUUUUCCCCCUAGUUUUCCUUGAAAGCAAUCUGUCUUGCACUGAGUAGUCUUCAGUAGGUAUUGAUACUUGGUGUUCUAGAACUCAGGGAAUUGUUCUUGUUCUAAAAGUAGGUCCACUAAAAUGGAUAAUUUGUGAACUAGUAAAGGAUUUGGAGAAUUAGACAUUUUCCUCUCUACUACCUUAUAUAGAAGAAACCUCAGACUCCCCCUUAAAGCCUUGUUUUUACCUGUACAACAAAAGGGGAACGUGUCAGAAUAAUAAGUGAAAUUAUACAUCCUGCCCUUUCAUUCCACUCCCAUUUUACCUGCUGUAGUACUACUUUCAAAGGUUCAGAUGCUUAAAGAACUGGAAUUUAAGAAUACCUUGAAGGACCAAGCUGUAUCAAUUGAUGCAAUGUAUUUUUUUUUCAAUAAAGCAAAGAAAAUAAUAAGAUGAAAAUUUUAUUUCAAAUUAUAAUCAAAUUUUUGUAUCAACUGAUAUACCUGAUUCUAGGGUUAAGGACUGUGAGGCUCUAAUAAGAAAGUUAAAUGAAGUCCUCUGUAUUUGAAAAGUAGAAUAAAUCCCCUUGGGGGCCUCCACUAAAAUAAAGCCCAACUGCUGCAUGCUUUAAAAAACUGUUAUGUGAAUUUUUGUGGCUGAAAAAAUGAUAGUCCACCCACCAGUGAUGACUGCAUUCAGUCUAUCCACAGGUUUGUACUCAAGCUGGUGCAAGUGUUCCACCACUGGCCCAGCCUUCAGGAAGCCAAGGUCAUCUCCACAUCACCUGAGACAUCAGGUGAAGAUCUGAGUAAAUGAAGAAGAAAACUCUUAGUAAUUCCAAUGGUGAUUACAAUAUUAUCUCACCAAGUUAAUUGCCAUAUUUCUAUCUACCUAGCCACCAUUCCACUGAAUUUUAACCCUCCUUUCUAUAGUCAUUGAAUAGAAUGAGUAAUCAAAAGGCUUUGGACUCUAUGGGGAAAUUGUACUUUAGUUAUAAAAAUUAACUUUCUUGUAUAAUUUUAUAUUUUCAUAGUUGGUUUUCAAGGAAGUAAUAAAAUUGGACUUCAGUCUGCUUGUAAGAACAAAUUAAGCCAUUUAAAAAAAAUUUCUCCCAGUCAAUUAUGUCUGGGGAAAGUGGGAUGUAUAAACUAUUUGAAAUAUGUAUAUCUAAUAGAGGAGGCAUUUUUGUAAGGCAUAUUUUGUGUAAUGAGAAUAUUUUUCAUCUUACCAGUAAUUGUUUCUGACUUUAAAAGCAGUGGUGGGAGAGACUAUAUUGUACUAUGAGUACUCAGAAUUACAAUAAAAUGUUUUGUUAGCAACUGUUUGGUUUCUUAUCUGGAGACUUCAUGAGCUAACCUUCAAGAAUGGAUUUAUUUCUUAUGAAAGCUCAUGCACCCUAUACACAAGUGCUAUUAAAGGGCAGGAUGUGGAAUCAGGAGACCUGAGUUGGAAUCAAGGCUCAACUACUUACUACUGUA